AUUGGCCAGGAGCGGGCCUGGCAGCAGGUGGGUGUACCUGCAGCAGCUGCGUCUCUGUGACCCAGGACACAGACGCGUAGAGGACCGUUUCAGGUGGUUGCUGCUGACUGGUUCUGUGUAAGUUGUUCCUCCGGCGCCAUGGAUCCUGACUUCCUCGCCUCUUCUGUGAGUAACCCUGAGCAGGACAUGUGGUGGGGGACCCUCGGAACCAUCCGGCCCUUCUCCAGCUUCCACCCUGACAGGGAUGUGGCGGAGAUCCAGGCGGCGCUGCAGAGGAAAGACGCCGUGACGCUGGUGAGGAUCCUGACCAACCGCAGCAACGCCCAGAGACAAUUCAUCGCCAAGAGCUUCCAGGAGCAAACAAAGCCGGAGAGCAGACAGGACCUGAGUGCAGCUCUGAAGAAGGCUCUCUCUGGAGACCUGGAGAACCUGCUGCUGCAGCUGCUGAUGCUGCCGGACCAGCUGGAGGCCCACCGGCUGAAGGACGCCAUGGCGGGUUUGGGCACGGAUGAGGAAACGCUGCUGGAGAUCCUGUGUACGCGCUCUGGACAGAAGCUGCAGGACAUCAGUGCUGCCUACAAGAAGAGUUACAAGAAGGAUCUGGAGAAGGAGCUGAGAUCAGAGACCAGCGGAGACUUUGCCAAGCUGGUUGUGGCUCUGCUGAAGAAAGACGUUGCUGCAGGUUCUGUUCAGAGAGACGUUCAGGCUCUCGCUGCGUCUCUGAGUGGGAAGAAGGCCGAAGCAGAACCGUGGAUCACCAUCCUGACGUCCAGAGACGCGGAUCACCUGAAUAAAGUGCUGAUGGAGCUGGAGCUGGAGACCGGGCAGACGGUGGACCAGUUGGUGGAGAAAAGCUUCUCAGGAGACUUUCGACUCGGCCUGAGAGUUUUAGUUCAGUGCAUCCAGAACCCCGAGGUCUACCUGGCCCAGAGACUGCUCACCAUGAAGACACCGUUGGUUCAGGGGAUCAUGGUGUCCCACAGCGAGGAGGACCUCCUGCAAAUCCGAGCGGCGUUCCUCAGACUGAACGGCUGCUCUUUGUACUCGGCCCUGCAGAAACAUUUUAAAGGAGAACAUCUGCAGGCUCUGCAGGCCAUCUGUCGAUCUGAAGAUUAAACUGAAGCAGCAGGAACCAGUUUAUUAUUAAUGAUGUUUCUGACUUUCAUCUGUAAGCUUUACCACUUUGUGCUGUCGAACCAGCUUGGUUCAUUGUUUUUAUUGUUCUGCCUCCUGAUCUCAUUAAAACAUGAAGAACCUUCAUAAACAAUCA
This is a messenger RNA of Fundulus heteroclitus (mummichog), 1270 nucleotides long. RefSeq names its product Annexin domain-containing protein (gene anxa14). Gene Ontology annotation, molecular function: calcium ion binding; calcium-dependent phospholipid binding. Lineage: Eukaryota; Metazoa; Chordata; Actinopteri; Cyprinodontiformes; Fundulidae. Bases 139 to 1116 code for a protein of 325 amino acids. Gene Ontology annotation, cellular component: cytoplasm. The transcript has 13 exons. The record is from RefSeq and is a predicted model, not a curated record.